UAUAAUUCCAGAAAAAUGGUAAAUGUUAUGAAAGGAGUCUUAGUUAAAUGCGACCAGGCUAUGAAACAAUUUUUACUUCAUUUGGAUGAGACUUUGAAGCUUGGAAGAAAAUUUAUAAUACAAGACUUGGACGAAAAUCAUUUAUUUAUUUCAGCAGAUAUCUUGGACACUUUACAAGCCAAAAUAGAUGAUUUGAUGGAUCAAAUUAGUUUUCCUUUAGCAGAGAAAAGUGGUUAGUGUCUAAGUGACAAAAAAAAAUACCUGAAAUAGUGACUUAAAUUAAUUAUAAACAUUAAACAUGACUAUUUCUAAGUCCACGCUCCGUGGUUCCAACCGGAUCAAGGAAAAUGAUAAAAGACGUAUUGUGGAUGAAACAUCACGUAAACGACGACAUCGGAAAGUUAUGGAACUGCUAGAAUCU
Messenger RNA from Leptinotarsa decemlineata (Colorado potato beetle), 421 nucleotides. RefSeq names its product Transcription factor B5 (gene Tfb5). Gene Ontology annotation, cellular component: transcription factor TFIIH holo complex; transcription factor TFIIH core complex. Lineage: Eukaryota; Metazoa; Arthropoda; Insecta; Coleoptera; Chrysomelidae. The record is from RefSeq and is a predicted model, not a curated record. Gene Ontology annotation, biological process: transcription initiation at RNA polymerase II promoter; nucleotide-excision repair, preincision complex assembly; nucleotide-excision repair.